Drosophila eugracilis is the source of this 1981-nucleotide messenger RNA. Its product is annotated as methyltransferase-like protein 17, mitochondrial. Lineage: Eukaryota; Metazoa; Arthropoda; Insecta; Diptera; Drosophilidae. The record is from RefSeq and is a predicted model, not a curated record. Gene Ontology annotation, biological process: translation. The coding region runs from base 63 to 1460 and encodes 465 amino acids. Gene Ontology annotation, cellular component: mitochondrial small ribosomal subunit. Gene Ontology annotation, molecular function: methyltransferase activity; structural constituent of ribosome. The transcript has 3 exons.
CGAAACUCGUGUUGUUGUUUUGAUUUUUUGGUUACAUAUUAUUAGAUUUAAUAGGAUUUAUUAUGCAGUUUUCUUUGAAUUUCACAAGGAGCAGCAUAGUUCCUCGACUGCACCGUUUUACAUGCAAGAUUGCCGUGGACGUGGAUCCAGCCGUGGUCUCGGCAUUGGAACAGGCCACCCUGAAACCCAGGAAACAUCCCGGCGUGGUGAGACCCAAUCAUGUGGAGCUCCCUAAACAAUUGAGUGAUACUCUAAAGCGAAUCGUGGGCGACCAUCCUGUCAAGAAACUAAUACAUGACGGCCAACAGCUCAACGCCUACAUCAAAUCUCGCCAUCCGCCUCCUACACAGGAUGAGAUUGAGAACAAGAAACGACUCAUCAUUGAGGAGAUAAACUCAAAGAUGCCUCUUGAUCGCCUAGCGACACUGGGCGAGGAGGAGGUGGAACGAUGGAAGCGAAAGCGGGAACAAGAGAUUAACAAAAGACUGAGUCAGCGAAUAUACGCCUGGAAACGGAUCGAAUACGGUCCAUACGAGUCCCUUGUCUAUGCCAUAGCUCGUGGUGCUCAGGAGUACGCCGUGAUGAAGCGCGUUCUUACAGAGCUUGCACUGCGGGAUGAGCAGUUCCGGCCACGCAGCUUCUUUGAUUUUGGAUCCGGCAUCGGUACUGGCAUGUGGGUGGCCAGCGAACUGUGGCGCGAUCACAUUUUCGAGUACUACAACGUGGACAGGUCCAAGGAGAUGAACGAGAUCUCUGAGUUAAUUCUUCGGGACGGCCACGAAAACAAGCAGAUAGCCUUGCGCAAUGUUUUUUAUAGACAAUUUCUGCCGGCCAUUGAAACCAAUUACAAUCUGGUCAUUAUUUCUCAUACUCUCUUCGAGUUGGUAGACAAAGAGCAACGGGAGGACGUUCUGCGGAAUCUGUGGCGAAAGUGCGAUGGGUACAUGGUCAUAGUGGAGGAGGGAACCCGACGUGGUAGCGAGCUGGUCAACGAGGCCAGGCAGUUUUUAUUAGACCUGGAUCAGGAGGGACAUACUGUAGCACCCUGUCCGCACGACGUUCUCUGUCCCCGUCUUCGAGAUCUGUCCGAUCGCACGCCCUGCAACUUCCCGAUUUCCUUCGCUCCUUUGCGAUUGGGCAGCGAUUCCUUGGCGGAUCGUCAUACCUCCCUCUAUAGCUAUGCUAUUCUGCGGAAAGGUCCCCAAUCCGAUAGUUCCAGCUCCUGGCCGCGGAUUGUACGACCCACCUUGGUAAGGUCAAAGCAUGCUAUCUGCCGGGUCUGCACGAAUGAAGGCAAUCUCCAAGAGGUCAUUUUCACAAAGUCCAAGCACGGAAAGUCUGCUUAUUCUUGUGCGAAAGUAAGUCGUUGGGGGGAUCGUUUGCCUAUGUCGUUGGGACAACCGCAAGUCAAUCCCAGCUCAACAGAAUCACCCGCCGAAGAAGAAACUGUCUUAGCGUAGUUUAAGCUGUUAAAUCAACAUGUUAGGCAUAAAGUCACGCCCUGAAGCUAAUUGAUACUAAAAACUGGCAACCAAUUAGUCUAUUUAAUUAUGUGCAAACAAAUCGUUUCGGGCGGAGCUGAAAUUAAUUAAAUAGUUGCAUUUAAAUUAACCAUAGAAUCCAAAUGGCAGGGCCGCAUGCUCAUUGAUACUAAAUUUUGUUCAACGGUCAACACACCCUCACCUAGUUUUUAAUGUUUGGCAAGACAAAAGGCGGAUGCGACUGCGGAUGGGUUGGCCCUGCCGUUUUGGAUCAGCUUGUUAUGUAAUGUCACUAGUAUAUAAGAGUCUUUGCUUGGCCAAUGGUCGCCGAUGUCAGCAAUCCCAUUUGUAUCCCAUCCUGUAUUUGUGGAGGGAUAUUUGAGCAGCGUUGGAGGCGCCGUUAUUUCAUCAACAUUUUACUUUCAGAAUGUAAUAUAUUUAAACAUAAUUAACUAGAAUAGUGUUGUUAUAUUUUGGAUAUUAAAAUACCUGCUUAUAAA